CUUGUAUGUUCAUUGCUGUUUGUGCUCAUGGAAAGUAGCACCAAUUCAAUUGCACCUACAAUGCCACUUGGUCUUGGCUCUGAGAAAAACCUUACUCAUUCACUCCACCAUCACAAACAUUCUCUACCUAAUGAUAAUCCUCACCAUCUCAUUCUUUCCUUCCAUUCCAUCAUCAUAAUCAUUGUUUCAGUCAUCUCUGUUGUCGUGUUAUUUGCUUUAGCACUAGUUAUACUAAUGCUCCGGAGACUUAAAUCCGGAAAAGGCCACGCCAGUUGCGAUGGCAUUAUCAACAAGAGCAGCAGUAGUAGGUUCAUUGCUCAUACCACUAUCAACGUAGCCUCCAGUCCAGAUGUGAAGGGCGGGUGUCUAUAUGGAGGCCAUUUAAAAAGUACAGCUUCAAAUAGAUAUAAAGGAGUACAAGUUUUCACAUACAAGGAGCUAGAAUUUGCAACUGAAAAAUUUAGUGAGGCGAAUGUGAUAAGCAAUGGAAGGUUUGGAGCUGUGUAUAAAGGAGUGUUGAGUGAUGGCACUUUGGCUGCAAUUAAGAGGUUGCUUAGAGAAGGAAAGCAAGGGGAGCAUGCAUUUAGAAUGGAGGUUGAUUUGCUGAGCCGCUUGCAUUCUCCUUAUUUGGUGGAGCUACUAGGCUAUUGUGCUGACCAAGAUCAUAGACUCCUAAUUUCUGAGUUCAUGUCUAAUGGUACUCUGGAACAACAUAUACACCCCUCCAGCAAUCAAUAUCAGCCAUUGGAUUGGGGGACUCGAUUGAUGAUAGCCCUUGAUUGUGCUAAAGCCCUGGAGUUCCUCCAUGAGCAAGUGAUACCAUCCAUCAUCCACCGUGACUUCAAGUGCUCCAAUGUUCUCCUAGAUCAAAAUUUCCGUGCCAAGGUGACAGAUUUUGGAUUGGCCAAGAUGGGCUCAGACAAGAUCAAUGGUCAGAUUUCAACGCGCAUCCUGGGGACCACUGGAUAUCUAGCUCCUGAGUAUGCUUCAACUGGGAAGCUUACUACAAAAUCAGAUGUGUACAGCUAUGGCGUGGUUCUUCUAGAGCUCUUAACAGGACGUGUACCCAUAGAUACCAAUAGGCCCCCUGGAGAACAUGUUCUUGUUUCAUGGGCUCUUCCAAGGUUAACUAACAGAGACAAAGUAGUAGAAAUGGUUGACCCCUCUCUAAAGGGCCAAUAUUCAAAGAAGGAUCUGAUUCAGAUAGCUGCCAUUGCAGCCAUGUGUGUGCAAGCAGAAGCAGAGUAUCGUCCUCUAAUGACAGACGUUGCACAGUCACUAAUCCCUCUAGUGAGGAACAAUUCCAUGGUCUCAUCUGGUUCCUCCAGAUUUCAGAAUCAAACGCCAAGUCCCAGGUUUUAGGUGCUCUCUGGAGUUUGCAAAGUUCCCCACACUGUUUCUGUCCAUCUCAUUAGAACAAAGAAAAGCAUCCUACAUUGUCUCGGCAAAGAAUAAAACUGUUGUCCCAAAUAAGUUGAGCCAGCUUUGCAAUAUUCUCUGUUUCUCUACAAUUCCCAGCAAUUGUUUAGGAACAAAUUGGAUAGAAGGUAGUUUUUAUACAUUCAAGCAGGCCAAAAUGGCCCUUUCUUGUGCUGCAAAUCUUGCUGGCAAUGCAAAACUAGUCAUGCCGCGUGCCAUGUAUAUCGAAACUGAUGGUAA
This is a messenger RNA of Pistacia vera, 1659 nucleotides long. RefSeq names its product probable serine/threonine-protein kinase PBL7. Bases 28 to 1362 code for a protein of 444 amino acids. The transcript is spliced from 6 exons. Gene Ontology annotation, biological process: protein phosphorylation. The record is from RefSeq and is a predicted model, not a curated record. Lineage: Eukaryota; Viridiplantae; Streptophyta; Magnoliopsida; Sapindales; Anacardiaceae. Gene Ontology annotation, molecular function: protein kinase activity; ATP binding.